Molecule: messenger RNA, 4028 nt
Organism: Petromyzon marinus (sea lamprey)
Lineage: Eukaryota; Metazoa; Chordata; Hyperoartia; Petromyzontiformes; Petromyzontidae
Product: alpha-1A adrenergic receptor-like
Biological process (GO): phospholipase C-activating G protein-coupled receptor signaling pathway; positive regulation of cytosolic calcium ion concentration; adenylate cyclase-activating adrenergic receptor signaling pathway
Cellular component (GO): plasma membrane
Molecular function (GO): alpha1-adrenergic receptor activity
Source: RefSeq, a predicted model, not a curated record
AUCUAAAUACGAGAAUGUGAUCUUGGCGUUUCCGAAGUUUGGUGCACCAAGCUAAACAUACAGGUUGUCAUUCCAAGACUGACAGGUGUUUUUCUUUCCUCGCUCGAAUAGAACUCAUGGUCUUAUGCGAGUCACAUUUAUUCCCCGAGACUCGCUCCAUCGCCCUCUCUCUCUCUCCAUCCCACGGGGUGCUUUUCUGAUCCCUGCUUCAAAUCGGACGUCAUCAUCUCACCCCCCCCAACCCUCCCACAUUCCCUGGCCGUUCCCAGGCAGACCCCCUGCUCUUUCCUUCCCACUUGCCUCUCGCUCCCAUUCCCUCCCUCGAGCGCCAUCCUGCAAAGAACUUCGGCUCAGUCCAUCUCUUCAUCUGCAUCAUCUCCUCCUCCACGCUGCCGGGAACCCGCGUAGGAGGAGCAAAGUUUCGGCUUCAUUCUUGGAGAAGAAGGAAAAACAAUAGCCCAGUCGGCGCCGGGGAUUCGUCGGGGGGUAAUGGUAGGGGGGAAUUCAACAACGUGCUGAAGUUUUGCGAGCUGACGUUUCUUAGAGGACAAAGCAUCGUCUGCAGUAAUUGCCUACCGUCCCUCCUCUUUGUUGCAAUGCGCCCUGCUCAAUGAAGGUAAUUCACUCGUCUGUCUCGUCUGCAGCUGAUUCAAUGCGGGUGCUUAGAACGGUCCGGUUUUUCUCUCUCUCUCUCAGUCGUGCAGGGAUGGACUUGCGAAUCAAUGAUCAUUAUAAACUUGGAGACGGACUUUCUUGUAAACAGCGAUAAAUAAAAACUUACAUAACUCCAGGCAACGAACCAGUGACCACAAAACAUGCACCCGAUGUGACUGACGCGUGCUCUCUCGCUCAAGAUCAAAGUCGCUGAUUAAAAUAUUAAAUUAUAUAUAUUAUUGGAAACUGGGAAUAACGCACACAUUUUUUUGAGACAUUUCAAACGAUCGUAGGAAAUGCGAAGUAAAGGAUCUACCGAGGAAGACCAGUGCUAUCAAAAAAAACAAACGUCAGUUAUUGUGAAAGGAAAUUAACAUGUAAAGGAAUUUGGAGCUCCUACACGUUCAGCGAGUGAGAAGAUUUCAGAGGCGCGCUUUGUCCUGCCAAAUCCAAUUAACAGAUACAUUAACCAGCAGUGGCUUUAUUUCUAAAUGAAGCAAAAUAAGUUUUCAAGUGAAUUAUAUUUCAGAUUACAGGAUUAAUGUAUACCGCUUCACCGUGGCUUUGCACGAAGAAUAAUACCAAGCCUACAAUACAGUUAAAAAAUACCAACACGACCACGUCUUACAUUUACGCGCUGAAGAAGUCAUCUGCGUCCGGUUCGCAGGCAUGUACCUGAAGGAGUCACAAGUUAUUUGAUGCUUGACUCCUACUACGACUACUAUAUCGGUAUUGUAAAAGAAAAAAAACUUCACGUCUGCCAUCGUCACUGCCUACUACCGAGCUACACAUUCGUUUGGACAAGUGACCUUCCGCCCAGUUGCAGGACCCCCGUGCGCAGCGUGCAGGCGAGCCGUGCGCGCGUGGAAUCUCCAUCGGGUAGAGGAUGAGCUCGCCUUCCCGGCCAAGAUGAAGAACUCCUCCUGGGGUGUCACCAACGCCCCGCUGACAAUUUCAGCAGUGACCCCGGCCCCAGACGCGAAUGGCACCUCUCAACCUCCUCAGCAGCAGCUGCUGCAGCUGCUGCUGCAGGAUCAAGCUCGCGUCGUGGGUCUCGUGUUGACGCUCGGCUCCUUCAUCGUCUUCGCCAUCGCGGGCAACGUUCUGGUCAUCCUCUCGGUGUUCUGCAACAGGCACCUGCGCACGGUCACCAACUACUUUAUUGCCAACCUGGCCCUGGCGGACCUCCUGCUGAGCACAACCGUGUUACCCUUCUCCGCCGCCCUCGAGGUGAUGGGCUACUGGGCUUUCGGGCGGCCCUUCUGCGACGUGUGGGCUGCGGUGGACGUGCUCUGCUGCUCGGCGUCCAUCAUGAGCCUGUGCGUCAUCUCCGUGGACCGCUACGUGGGCGUCGGGUAUCCCCUGCGUUACCCGGCCAUCAUGACCGAGCAGCGGGCCUUGUUCGUGCUGGUCAGCGUGUGGGUGCUGUCCAUCGUCAUCUCCGUGGGGCCUCUGCUCGGCUGGAAGGAGCCUCCACCGGAUGACGAGACUAUCUGCAGCAUCACCGAGGAGCCAGGCUAUGCGCUCUUCUCGUCCAUGCUGUCCUUCUACAUCCCCAUGUGCGUCAUCCUGGGCAUGUACUGCAAGGUCUACACCGCGGCCAAGAGGCAAACCGAAAGCCUCAAGGCCGGGGUCAAGAGGGCCAGGGCCAACAUGAGAGAGGUCACCCUGCGCAUCCACCGUGGCCGGGAUGACGGCUCGGCCAAGGGGCCCCAUCACCUGCGGGGGUCCCUGUCUGUCAGGAUCCUCAAGUUCUCCCGAGAGAAGAAAGCGGCGAAGACCGUGGGCAUUGUCGUGGGGGUCUUUGUCCUCUGCUGGUUUCCAUUCUUCUUGGUCCUGCCGCUGGGUUCGUAUUUCCCAGAGUGCAAGCCGGAUGACACUGUUUUCAAGAUAAUCUUUUGGCUUGGCUACUUGAACAGUGGCGUCAACCCGCUCAUUUAUCCAUGCUCCAGCCAGGAGUUCAAGCGCGCCUUCCUCAACGUCCUACGCUGUCGAUGCCGUCAGAAGCACCACCGUCCCGCCUGGCGGGGCCACCGCUCCAUCUGCGGCAGGUCGGCCGCCACCUCUGCCCGCCCGCCCCACCACUGCAGCCGGACCACGCUCGGCCCCACCGACGCCGAGAGCCCGGCGGUCAGCUUUUACUCGCGGCGGAAGUCGAACUCCGGGGACCUCGUCGCGGACUUCUGCUCGACGGAGCGGAAGAGGAGCUCCCACAGCUAUCAAUCGCGCAGUAGCUCCCACGACAUUUCGGCAGCUUUUUACUUGGAGCCAGAGAAGAGUUCCAUCAGCCUCGUGGAUGAUUUUUACCCGGCACGCGAGCGCAGUUCCCGUGACCUUUCCGACUGCUAUCGGGAUUCGGGCCCCCCCGUUACUCCAGGGUCAAAGCUGGGCAGUUACCUGCAGUGGGUGACUCGGGGCCGCCGCUUCAAGAGAGAUGCCCGUCUCAGCCAAGACCGUGGAAUGGCCAUCGGCAUGGGUUCACAAACAAAUUGUGACAUAGAAAGGGGAGAUAUUAAUGUGCAUGCUGAAAGACCUACUGGUGAACUUGCGAUUACAGAAAUAUAAAUAUUGUAGCCCCUGUUUGUAAAAAAAAAGUAUAAAACAGGGGCAAAAAAAACAGAACUGGGGUGCCUACAGUGGAGUUGUCACCGUAUGAAUUAAUGACUGCUGCAUAGAAUGUCUAAUACUUUGUGAAUGUACGGAAACGACAGUGUAUUUCAGCAUGGCAGUUACACUGCCAAAAGCUAAUCAGACUUUUGCUCAUCUGUACAUAAUGUUGUAAACCAUUCGUUCAAGUCUAUUCAGAACUGAUUUGUCAUGUACAUGUUUACCACUAAUUUAAUGUGUAAUACAUUUUCAUUAAUAACUGUACCGUGUAAUUUACAGUGUGUUGUGAAAUUAAAUUUAUUGCGGUAUUUCAUGCUGCACUUUUAUCGUUUCAGUAUAUAAAAUGUGCAUACCCUGUACGGUUUUGGAGCGCACACUGGGGGUACAAGUAAAUAAAAGCUGCACAAACAAAAACAAACAUUUCCUUCCUGUAUAAUAAAAUAGUUGUAAUGUGCACGAUAAAAUAAUGUACACAAUAGUAGAGUAACAUUAAAAAUGUUUGAAGCAUCCUCAAACUAGAAUUUUCUGUCAAAAAAAGAAAGUAUGUUAUUGUCUUAUGAUUAUAUUCUUAUCAGGCUCUUUAGUGUAAAAUAGUCUCCAACUCUAAUGAUCCACACUAGCUGGCCUCUCUGUGUGCUAUGAGUUUCAGUUCUUUCAGUUUCAGUUUAUUUAUUUUGGUACAGCCCUGUGAGCCAUUCGGCUCUUGAAUCGGGUGCAACCACAACCAACAAAAAAAACAGAAACACGAACAAGAAAACAUCUUAAAG